Xenopus laevis (African clawed frog) is the source of this 1419-nucleotide messenger RNA. RefSeq names its product cytochrome b5 reductase 2 L homeolog (gene cyb5r2.L). The coding region runs from base 91 to 1005 and encodes 304 amino acids. Gene Ontology annotation, molecular function: FAD binding; oxidoreductase activity; cytochrome-b5 reductase activity, acting on NADH. Lineage: Eukaryota; Metazoa; Chordata; Amphibia; Anura; Pipidae. The record is from RefSeq and is a predicted model, not a curated record. Gene Ontology annotation, cellular component: membrane; mitochondrion. The transcript is spliced from 9 exons.
GGUGGGGCUUGCAAUGCUUUAAAGUCCACACUGUAGUGAAAUGUGUCCCUGGAUCACAGAAGAAUAAUCAGCAGCAGUGUGGGAGCAGUCAUGGAGAUUUCCACAGACUCAAACACGCUGGUAGCCCUGGCAGUGAUAGGAGUAACAGUCUUAUUGUUCCUGAUUAAAACUCUGGGAUCUGGGGCAAAGAAAGCACCAGUCACUCUGCUGGACUCCAAUGCCAAGUACCCACUACCUCUCAUAGAGAAACAGGAAAUCAGCCAUGACACCAAGAAAUUCAGGUUUGGACUCCCCUCUGCAGAGCAUGUCUUGGGGCUCCCUGUAGGUCAGCAUGUUUACCUCUCAGCCAAGAUCAAUGGCAGCCUGGUGGUUCGGGCGUAUACGCCAGUGUCUAGCGAUGACGUCAAAGGCCACGUGGAUCUGAUUGUGAAGGUAUAUUACAAAAACGUAAAUCCUAAAUUCCCUGAUGGAGGCAAAAUGUCCCAGCACCUGGACAGUCUUAAAAUAGGGGAAACGAUUGAUUUCCGGGGUCCAAAUGGGCUUCUUGUCUACAAAGGAAAGGGGAAAUUUGCUGUGAGGCCAGAUAAGAAGUCUGAACCCAAAAUCAAGGUGACCAAACAUGUCGGGAUGCUUGCUGGCGGAACUGGCAUUACACCCAUGUUACAGCUGAUCCGUCAAAUCACCCAGGAUCCCAAUGACAACACGAAAUGCCACCUCAUAUUUGCUAAUCAGACGGAAGACGACAUUUUGCUACGAUAUGAACUGGAAACUGUAGCCAAGAGCCACCCGGAGCAGUUUAAGCUUUGGUACACGCUGGAUCAGCCCCCGCAAGGGUGGAAGUACGGCUCUGGCUUUGUCACCGCAGACAUGAUUAAAGAACAUCUGCCGCCUCCAUCCGAGGAUGUCCUUGUGCUGAUGUGUGGGCCUCCUCCCAUGAUCCAGUUUGCGUGCCAAGAUAACCUGAGCAAGCUUGGCUACCCUGAGGCCACAAGGUUUGCUUACUAGUGUGGAAAUGAAUGCAAAGCCGACUGUGCCAGGGGAUACUGCCAAGCUGAUGUUUUACAAUCAAUGCCAUGGACAAACUUCAAUAUCAGAACAGCUGGGGUAUCCCAUAACAUUCCGAUGCUCAGGUUCUGCCACCUGUCCCAGUGGUACCACCAGGGCUGUGCCAAGACCAUUCCUGUUCAGUUUUGCUGCCUUUAAAUCUGCUGGGAACUUCUUAUUUCUGUCCAAGUCUCACAUAACUCAGUGAGUCUUUUUAUUAUCUCACCAGAAUCCAGAUGCACAGAGCAUGCUGGGAUUAUUUUAACCCAUUCCUUGGAUCUGAUGUCUGUUUCAUAUCAAGAACUCUUGAUGUGGAUUAUGAUUAAAUGGAGAGAUGCAGAAUCUGCAAAUGUUUAAUAAAUAUGUUUUACUUAC